This is a messenger RNA of Lactuca virosa, 327 nucleotides long. The record is from the annotation of a GenBank genome assembly. Lineage: Eukaryota; Viridiplantae; Streptophyta; Magnoliopsida; Asterales; Asteraceae.
AUGCUUUUUCGGGUCUUCUUCUCCAACGGCGUCGAUGUAGUUGUUUUUUCCCCACACAAGUUUGGACUGAAUUUGGAGCAAAUAGAAGAAAAAAAAGAGACGAUGAGUUACACAAGAAGUAGAGGAGUGAAUCGGAGGGGAAGCAACUCCUGGAAAUCGAUUGGAGGAACAGGACGGUGCAGAUCUCUAAGUUUUUCAAUUCUUCAUGUUCAUUUCAAAUUUCGUGGUGUCAUAUAUUCGUACGGAUUUAGUCGUAGCUUAAUUUGGUAUUCUUCACUUGAAUUUCUUGGUAGCUGUCCAAGAUCGUUGUCGAUACAUAAACCAUGA